Molecule: messenger RNA, 4113 nt
Organism: Anolis carolinensis (green anole)
Lineage: Eukaryota; Metazoa; Chordata; Lepidosauria; Squamata; Anolidae
Gene: ipp
Product: intracisternal A particle-promoted polypeptide
Exons: 9
Coding region: 1038-2783 (581 amino acids)
Molecular function (GO): actin binding
Source: RefSeq, a predicted model, not a curated record
AGGUUAAGAAUCACUGACCUAACAUCUCCCAACAAAGGCUUACCGCAGGCAGGAAUGAGCCAGGCUUUGAAACUGCAAGGCUAUUCAAUGCUAAUCAAAGUGGUCAAUUGCAGCAUUCACACUUUCCUCCAACAGACAAGAGUUCUUUCUCUCACCCUGGACCUUCUACAGUUAUAUAAGCCUCCCUUGCCUAGUUUCCAACAAACCUCACAACCUCUGAGGAUGCCUGCCAUAGAUGUGGGUGAAAUGUCUGGAGUGAAUGCUUCUGGAACAUGGCCAUACAGCCCGGAAAACUCACAGCAACUCAAGGUGGAUAUGCAGUAGAGUCUCACUUAUCCAACAUAAACGGACCGGCAGAACGUUGGUUAAGCGAAUAUGUUGGAUAAUAAGGAGAGAUUAAGGAGAAGCCUAUUAAACACCAAAUUAGGUUAUGAUUUUACAAAUUAAACACCAAAACAUCAUGUUAUACAACAAACCUGACAGAAAAAGUAGUUCAAUGCGCAGUAAUACUAUGUAGUAAUUACUGUAUUUACGAAUUUGGCACCAAAAUAUCACAACAUUGACUACAAAAAAAUUGACUACUAAAAGGCAGAUUGAGUUGGAUACUUCAGAAUGUUGGAUAAGCGGAUGAUGGAUAAGUGAGACUCUAUUGUAUCUAUAGAUAAAACCAAGUGCUGAGAAUGUCUGCGCAGUAAUGCUAUGUAGUAAUUACUGUAUUUACGAAUUUAGCACCAAAAUAUCACGUGUAUUGAAAACAUUGACUACAAAAAUGCGUUGGAUAAUCCAGAACGUUGGAUAAGCGAAUGUUGGAUAAGUGAGACUCUACUGUAUAUCCCUUAGCAGGUUGCAUUGUGGUAGCGCUAUUAAGACGCUUGAACUGCCAUUCUAGGGCUCCUGGGGUUUGUAGUUGAAAGAAGGCCACGCCCCCUGUGACGUACAUGCCCUGCUUGUCUCCGCCCACUUUCUCCCAGCAGCUGCGCAGGGUGUUAUUCCAAAAAUGAUGGCUACAAGAGGCAUGCUUUCUUUAUGACCCUGUCAUGGCUUGUUCCAGCACAAGCGAAUCCCCGUUUUUGGCAGACAGGCACGCUCGACUCAUAUUAGCCCAGAUCAACAAAAUGAGAUGCGGACACCACUUUUGUGAUGUGCAGCUCCAGGUUGGUGAAGAAGUAUUCAAGGUCCACCGGCUUGUCUUGGCUGCAAGCAGCCCUUACUUUUCAGCUCUGUUUGCCGGAGGGAUGAGAGAGGCUUCAAAGGAUACUGUGCAGAUCAUGGGCGUGGAUGCUGGCAUAUUUCAGAUCCUCCUAGACUUUAUUUACACAGGCAUAGUCAGCAUUGGUGAAAAUAAUGUCCAGGAGCUGAUAGUGGCAGCAGACAUGUUUCAACUCAAUGAAGUUGUGGAUCUUUGCUGUGAAUUUCUGAAAGGACAGAUUGACCCAGUGAACUGCAUUGGACUCUUCCAGUUCUCUGAGCAAAUUGCCUGCCACGAUCUCCUAGAAUUUACAGAGAAUUACAUCCAUGCCCACUUCCUGGAUAUCCAGAAUGGGGAGGAAUUCCUGGCCCUGACAAAAGACCAGCUUAUUAAGAUCUUGCGAAGUGAGGAGCUGAGUAUAGAAGAUGAAUAUCAAGUUUUCAUGUCUGCAAUGCAGUGGAUUCUGAAGGAUCUAGGGAAAAGAAAGAAAUAUGUUGUGGAAGUACUGGAUACGGUUAGAUUUCCAUUGCUACCCCCACAAAGACUGUUGAAAUAUAUAGAAGGUGUUCCUGAUUUUAGUCUUCGUGUGGCUCUCCAAACUCUCUUAAAAGAAUACUGUGAAGUGUGUAAGUCUCCCAAAGAGAGCAAGAUUAGCAGUUUCUUGCAGACACCUAAGGCUCGUCCACGGAGGAAAGCCAGGAAAUAUCUUUAUGCCGUAGGUGGAUACACCCGCUUACAGGGAGGCCGCUGGAGUGACAGCAGAGCUCUCAGCUGUGUGGAACGUUUUGAUACUUUUAGUCAGUACUGGACUACUGUGUCUUCUUUGCACCAAGCUCGCAGUGGACUGGGAGUUGCAGUGUUGGGAGGAAUGGUUUAUGCAAUUGGAGGUGAAAAGGACUCCAUGAUAUUUGACUGCACUGAACGCUAUGAUCCUAUUACAAAGCAGUGGGCUGCUGUAGCUUCUAUGAAUCAUCCUCGCUGUGGUCUAGGAGUGUGUACCUGUUAUGGGAACAUCUAUGCUUUCGGAGGUUGGGUUGGAGCAGAGAUUGGCACCUCAGUUGAACGCUUUGAUCCUGAAGAAAAUAGCUGGGAGGUUGUGGGCAGUAUGGCUGUGCCACGAUACAAUUUUGGGUGCUGUGAAAUACAAGGUUUGAUUUAUGUUGUUGGAGGCAUUAGCAAUGAAGGAAUAGAACUGUGUUCUGUGGAAGCCUAUGACCCAAUAACUAAGCGCUGGUCUACACUCCCUGAAAUGAGCACCAGGAGAGCCUAUCUGGGUGUGGCUCCUCUGAAUGACUGUAUCUAUGCUGUUGGCGGAUGUGAUGAGGCUCAAGAUGCCCUUCCGACUUGUGAAAAAUACUCUUUUGAAGAGGAGAAAUGGGUGGAAGUUGCUUCAAUGAAAGCCCCAAGAGCUGGAGUUUGCGUUGUAGCUGUCAACGGUCUCCUUUAUGCCAUAGGAGGAAGGACUGCUAGCUAUGAUUCAGCUGCCCCAGUGACUUCAGACUCUGUGGAGGUUUAUAACCCACAUACGGACGCUUGGACUGAAAUUGCUAACAUGAUCACCAGCCGGUGUGAAGGAGGUGUGGCAGUGCUUUGACGGAGUACAAUACUUUUUUAAAAAAAACAAAGAGCAUUUGAGUAUGAAUGUCCGUGUGCUAGAGAUAUGAGGAUUCAGCUUCCUAAAAGUGUUUGCAGUUCAUGGGCAUCUAGAUUUCCAAAACGUGAACCAACAUCUUUUGCGAUUACUACUACUGGCUUUACUAAAAUCUUUGUGUUUCUCUGUGGACCAUGCAAGAGUGCAUAUGUAACUGUGGCAAUGGAACUUGACAGCAAUCUUCAUAGAGAUGAAAUCCUUGUUGUCCUGGAAGUCUUUUGUCAUUUCUAGGACAUAAGCAAAAUUAGACAAUUUUCUUUGAAGUGAAAUAUAUUUAGAGCUAACCUGACCACAUCAAUUCUUAAUGAGAAUCUUCAGCAUCAGCAUUUUAUUGUCAUGAAAAUCCAUUAACUGAUUUAGAUCUGGCUUCUACUUUCUAUUGCAUAAAUUAUUUUACUUGGAGAAAAACAACAAAGUGAUGAUAGAGCUAUUCUUUAGAAAUAUGUUCAAUAAGCAUGUUUUAGUUGCUGAAUGCCUUAGAAAUAAAAAGGAGGCAGAGUUUGUUUUUAAAUAGAAACACAAGAUGAGAUUUGUAGUUUACAUCUUAUGCUUCUUCUUUCCUCAAGGUUGAUCACAAUUCUUUUUAGUGGCUUUAUUGUUGAAAUACAGUUAGCUCUUUCCAUGUGGAUAACAAGAACCUGUCUUUGGGCAUCAUUGUUUUCAUUCUAUAUUUCCAUAGAAUCUUUUAUUGAAGCUUCCAAAGGCUGUGCCCUAUGUCUCCCUGCUGACACAACAAAUAAUCUGGGUAGUUAAAAAGAACAGCACUGAUGUUUGGUAAUGACUAGUAGAAAUGAGUUAGUUGGCAAUGGCAGUAAAAAAGAUCACAUGGCACAGCUAAUACACCCUUAAUCCUUUUAUAAGUUUGUCCAUACAUGUGUAUCUGAAUCUAUAUGCAUCAGUAUUUAUGGCUGAAUGAUGUGAAAAUGUAGUGGAAAAAUGAAUAUUUUUCAAAAGAAUGUUAUUGACAUACAAACACAUGGUACACUGAAGAUAGAAGAGGAAUAGUAACGUUUCUACUCAAAUUAUCCUCUUUUAUGAGUUCACUCAUUACUUUUUUGUAUGUUUCUUACAUAGAAACAACCAUUUCUUAUUUGCAAAAUUUGUUGCAUGCUGAAAUCAGGUGUGAGGGUAGCUCACUCAAAUGCAUAUUCAUUAUAUAACAAAAGACACUAUUAAAAGUUCGGUCCAAGUAAAAGUCAUGUUUGGUUCAAUGCUGGUUAGAGCAAAUGUAUUAUCUUGAAACUGUUUAAUAAAUAGUCCUGGUAGAUGUUAA